GCCUCCUUGCCUGGUGCGGCACAAAGUCACCUCGUCGUGUCGGUCAGGGAGAAGCUAAUGACAGCUAGCAUCAGCAGCUAGCAAACAGAAUUACUGAAGAGGCACAAAAACAAAUUCAAUUUUUAAACUCAUGUUUGUAUGGUUCGAAACGUCGCAGUUUUUUAUACUGCCUUGUAAUAUUUAAUUCGAACAAUUAUUUUGUCCGUCUUUGCCUAUUGCUAAGCUAGCUAGCUUCUUCCUCCCCCCUUGAAAAAGCUGCAACAUGGCUGCACUGAGAGUGUCGUAUCACAGGAUUUUGGACAGAAUCGAGCACAUCUUGCCUGCUAAGCUGAGACCUCUAUACAACCACCCUGCAGGUCCAAAAACGGUUUUCUUUUGGGCCCCAGUAUUCAAAUGGGGUCUGGUUGCAGCAGGUUUGGCCGAUAUGACUCGGCCAGCAGAUAAGCUCAGUGCCUCCCAGUCUGGAGUACUGACAGCAACAGGGCUCAUCUGGUCCAGAUAUUCGCUGGUCAUCAUCCCAAAGAACUGGAACCUGUUUGCUGUCAACUUCUUUGUGGGCAGCGCUGGAGCCUCGCAGCUCUACAGGAUAUGGAGGUACAAGCAAGACCAGAAGACCAAGGAGAUAACUGAGUCCUGAUUGUUUUCAGUGGACUAAAAGGACAACUCCAACACCAGGCACCUGCCUGCCACUGAUCUCCGUCUCGUGUCAUUUGUGCAUCAUCACACCGACUCCCAUAUUUUAACAUUCAUGCCAGCAAACAUCAUCCAACCAUAUUUAACCCCUCUUUCUCUGCUGGAAAUGUGCACUUUCACCAAGUUCCCUCAGGAUGUAUAAUUGACAUUAAAAAACAAAACAAAAACAAAGCCACACAAGAAUGACGGUCAUCAACGCACAAAUAUUCUUUUAACAAGUAAAAUGAUUGUACAUUGAGUUGUCUUCAUGUAACAUAGCUUUGGGACGUUUUACCUUUUUUUCAUCAUCAGGUGUAGCAAUCAUUACCUCAUGCAAUCAUUUCCCAAAAAUUAAAUGUUUGGUUAGGCGUGGUUUUAAUGGAAGUGUCCUCAUGAAAUUAUAUUUUUUUUGUGACAAUUUUAAUGGCUUUAAAUUAAGUAGAAAAAAAUAAAUUGCUUGCUUCACUGUAUUUUCUUUUAAUGUUAGCUAUCACUGGUACAGAACUUUUGAGCAUGUUCAUACAUUGAUGUGUAGUCACCUUACUUAUGAAUUUUAAAAUCCCCUCACGGUAUUGGCAAAUGUUCUCACUUUACUAUCAAAUGAAAUACUAAUUGAUUAAAUGGCACUUUAAGGCACUGUGGAAAUGUUAAGGCUGUGUAAGGUUAAUAAACUUGUUCAACUACUAAA
Messenger RNA from Nerophis ophidion (straightnose pipefish), 1360 nucleotides. RefSeq names its product mitochondrial pyruvate carrier 2b (gene mpc2b). Gene Ontology annotation, molecular function: pyruvate transmembrane transporter activity. The transcript is spliced from 5 exons. Gene Ontology annotation, cellular component: mitochondrial inner membrane. NCBI's taxonomy places the organism in Eukaryota, Metazoa, Chordata, Actinopteri, Syngnathiformes, Syngnathidae. Gene Ontology annotation, biological process: pyruvate import into mitochondria. The record is from RefSeq and is a predicted model, not a curated record. The coding region runs from base 263 to 637 and encodes 124 amino acids.